Pieris rapae (cabbage white) is the source of this 926-nucleotide messenger RNA. RefSeq names its product 41 kDa spicule matrix protein-like. The record is from RefSeq and is a predicted model, not a curated record. Bases 105 to 878 code for a protein of 257 amino acids. The transcript is spliced from 3 exons. Lineage: Eukaryota; Metazoa; Arthropoda; Insecta; Lepidoptera; Pieridae.
CAGGAUUAGAAGCAGGUCAUUUGGUAUAUAAUAGGUCAGUUUCUUCACAGAGUCACAGUUUUGAGUGAGCCUCUGUUUAGGUACUACACCUCCAAGAACCCAAAAUGAAAUUGUUUUUGAUUGCCGCUGUCAUCGCUGUAUCUUCAGCAGCCCGUCUGGAACAUCUGGAAAGGUCCUACCUUCCACCAGACUCCAACUCUGUAUCUGGAGGCUUUGGAUCCCGCGGGUCCAAUGGAUUCGGAUCUGGCCACUUUGGCGCUAGUGCUCGAGGAUCCCAAGGAGGCUUUAACGGAGGUAAUGCCGGAGCUGGAGUGGACAGCGGCUUCUCUGGAUCCCUGAAUGGAUUUGGAUCAAGCAACAACGGUGCUGUCGACGGUUUGAAACAAUACUUGCCUCCUCAUCAAUCUGGAUCCAACUUUGGUGGAUCUGCUAUCAAACCUGCCUGCUCAUCAUGUGGAUUCGCCCGUCAACAGUCAUUCGGAGCCCAGGUUCCAAGCACUCAGUAUGGUCAGCCUCAACUUGCUGCUCAACCUAGCAACCAAUACGGUCAGCCCCAAUUCGGUGCCCAACCUAGCAACCAAUACGGUCAGCCCCAAUUCGGUGCCCAACCAAGCAACCAAUACGGGCAGCCCCAAUUCGGUGCCCAGCCUAACCACCAGAGCCAGCCAAUCGGUGCCCCUUCCCAUCAGUUUGGAUUAUCUAGCUCCCAAAACCAAUUUGGUGCUAACUCCCAAUACAACCAGCCUCAAUCAGCUCCAUCCAACGGCUUUGCAUCCCGCUUCGGCCAGGACUCUGCCACCAGCCGCCAAUAUUUGGCACCGAAGACCCAGGAGAUCCCUCAACAGCCAUUUGACGAACAAACUGGUUACCAAUACUAAAAAUGUAUGUAAUGUAUCUUUCAAUGUAAAUAAAUGAUUGAAUUUAAA